GAGGAAGUCACGCCGUCAAGCUGGCUUGCCCAACCGUUCAUUCAGCCCAGAGUGGUUCCGCGCUAAAGAGCUGCCUCAUCACAAUGCUGCUUGACGGGGUGCUGGGGCUCAGUGUGGCGCUGCUUCUCAUCCAGGUGGCAUCAGGUGAAAGUGUGACCCUGGAAAUGGAUCCAAUACAGAUGGCAUUUAUGGGAGAAAAAGCUAAAUUGGAAUGUGUGGCGUUUGUACCACCAAACUCAUCAGAGGGGGUUUUGAAGAUUCUUCACAAUGACAUGAUUCUGAAAUCAAAAAGCAUUAAGAGCACUGACACAGUCUCUGUGGAUUUCGAUGCCAACAAAGACAUGGGAGGCUACUAUGAGUGCGCCUACCGGAACCCUGACACAAAUGUCAAGAACAUCUUCAGCUACUUAAUUGUUCAAGAGAAAGAUUAUGAGGAGCCAGAAUCCUUCAAGACGGCUUUUGUCCUUCUGCUGCUGGUCUCUUUUGUCCUUCUUAUCUUCAAUAUCACGGGGACUUUGCUGCUGUUCUGCAAAGCAAAGAUUUGUGCUCAGAAGAAGAGAGCCUCCCAAACAGCCAAGACUGAAAUAAAACCACCAGAGAAUGCUUCUGGUUCAAUUUACAAGAGUCUUGAAGCGUGCAGCCCAUCUAUUUAUAACGUAAUAGAGCUCGAACCUGAGGAAGCCAGAAGAGGAAAGCCAUCUGAGCUGAACAGAGACAAAGACAAGAAGCCACACAUUGAUGAAACAUUGGACCUCGUUUAUGAAAAUCUUUAAUGUCCUCUCGAGCUCUAUAACAUACACAAGGUAUUUUUCCAGCCAAUUAUGAAAUGAAAUGGCGCAGACAUUUUGCUGAAAAUAAAGGACUUUCUGCUUUAUGUAGUUUGCAUUAACUUCUCAUGGAAGCACAUGUAAAUUAAACAAAUUACUUAUAGCUUCUAUUCCUUUGUAUUGCUAAAUAAAUACACAGAAUUGCCUUGAAUCUAAUUUAUUUUCUUGUCACAUUUGCUGCAUAUUAUGUGAGGUAAGAAUAUUUAAGUGAAUGUGUAGAAAGUGAUCUCCACCAAAACCUCCACC
Molecule: messenger RNA, 1073 nt
Organism: Erpetoichthys calabaricus (reedfish)
Lineage: Eukaryota; Metazoa; Chordata; Cladistia; Polypteriformes; Polypteridae
Exons: 6
Coding region: 84-773 (229 amino acids)
Biological process (GO): positive regulation of B cell receptor signaling pathway; B cell receptor signaling pathway; positive regulation of cytokine production
Cellular component (GO): membrane raft
Molecular function (GO): transmembrane signaling receptor activity
Source: RefSeq, a predicted model, not a curated record